This is a messenger RNA of Thermothelomyces thermophilus ATCC 42464, 1245 nucleotides long. RefSeq lists its product as uncharacterized. The transcript has a single exon. Lineage: Eukaryota; Fungi; Ascomycota; Sordariomycetes; Sordariales; Chaetomiaceae. Bases 280 to 1017 code for a protein of 245 amino acids. The record is from RefSeq and is a predicted model, not a curated record.
CCCGCGUUCCAACUGCCGACCCCGCCAUUAUCAGGAGGAAUAACAGCCUUGGGCUUGGUUCACCCCCAUCCUCGCCGUGUCCACGGUAUAUACAUAUACAUAUAUGUAUCAUCGCCCAAUUGUCGACUUUGACACCUCAACCACUCGCACGCCCUGCCUCUUUUUCAGAAAGACAACUUGCCGGUCGAGCCCCUCGACAGUUUUGACGAAACACAAAGGCUCUCAGAGAUAAAGAAGGUAUACAAUACAAAAAAAGAAAGAAGAAGAAAAGCCAGAAACAUGGCAACCACAUCCGCCCAGCCCUCCUCCCAACCUCCACCACCGUCCUCAUCAGGAGACCCCUUCGACACCCUCCUCACCCUCGAAGACCAAUUCUACACCGAGGGGUACAACCAGGGCAUGGCCGACGGGCUGGUCGCCGGGCGCACCGAGGGCCGGCAGCUCGGGCUGGAGCGGGGGUUCCAAAAGUUCGUCGAGGCCGGCCGGAUGCAGGGGCGCGCCAUUGUGUGGGCAAACCGGCUGAGGCUCGGGCGCGGGCACGGGCGCGGGCAGGGGGCCCACCACGGGGCGGUCGGGUCUGCGAACCCGGCCGAGGAGGCAGGAGCAGGAGGGGCCCAGGCCCGGGACGGCGCAGCCGGGGAGGGAGACAGGGGAGGGGUGGGAAGGGGAAGCGGUGGUGGGGGGGACCGAGAGGAGGAGGAAAAGAAGAAUAAUGGGGAGGGGACUGCCCCUCCCCCGGCGGCGGAGCUCUCCCUCCCCCCGUUACCGGACAACCCGCGCCUGCGGAAGCACGUCACGACGCUCUAUGCGCUGGCGGAGACGGAGAGCUUGUCGACCGAGAACACCGACGAGGCGGUGGAUGACUUUGACGACAGGUUACGGAGGGCACAGGGGCGCUUCAAGGUGAUCGAGCGGAUGACGGGAGAGGGGGAUAGCGCGAAGUCCAAGGGGACCGACGGGCACGGGCACGAUCCUGGGUCAAGGGCAGGCAAGGGAGAGGGGACGACGGAUAUCUGAGGGGUGUGCGUAGCGGUCUCCGACGUUAAGUAGGGUCGAUCGAUCGAGCGUUGGGGCUUUGGUUGGACCCUGCUGAAACCCAAAACCACAUAGUGUUUUCUCGGAGGGUUAUCCACGGUUCGAUCCGAACGCAACUACAGCGUGUGUGUGGGUGUGUGUGUCUGUAUCGAGUCUAAGGCACUCUUCUCUUAUAACACGUCUGCGGCGUUAUAUACACACUCUACAACC